GCCCGUUCCCUUUUUCUACAUACGCUGUACCAGACGGUGGCCAAUAGCUACGAAACCGCUUCUCAAUUUCGUUAUCUGUUUCAAACAAAACAAUGGGCUCUCUUUCUCUCUUUCCUUCCCACUAAUCAAACUACAUUUCACAUUAAAAUAUCUGUUUCACCUUCCGUCCCCCUUGGCGGGUUCUUUUCUUCUGUUUAGGAGCGUGCGUCUCUUCAGUCCCAUCUAGGGUUCUCGCUCCUGCAAUCUGCCCGAUCUUUUUUGGGUGCUGAUCCUUCUCUGCAAUUACCCUUUUGGAACUGACUUUUUAUUUCAGGGCAUUUUCUUGCUAUUCCUAUUCAUUUAUAAUUCUGAUUUUGGGGAUGCCCUCGACUUGGAAUUUGAUUGAGUUGAGAAAGUCGCUUCUUUUAUGAAUAUCACAUGAGGCGAGAUUCUGAAUAUUAUACGAAAUUGAGUUUUUAAUCUGCCCCGUUUCUUUUGCGGGGUGGUUGUUAGAGGAGGUUCAUUUGUCACCCAUUUUUCAUUAGAAAAGGAUAUCUUUUUCUUGUGAUCAACAUACAUGCUUCUAUGUUUUUUGGAGUGUCAAUGGGAAGGCAUAGGUAACUAUGUCUCGGUGCUAAUCUCUCUCUCUCUCCCACAAUUAUUUAUUUUGCAGGAAAGUUGACAAGAGGCCCAAACUUCGUUUGAAUUCGGAAAUCUCAACUCCUGGUUGCUUUGUCUAGACCGCCUCACGCAUUUUUUCUCGUAGUUGAUAUCAUUGACUUCCUAAUUGCGAUCGUAGCAUCUUCUUUAUGCUAUGAGCUUCUGUCCUGCAUCUUUGAUUGAUCAUGGAGCAGUAGCUUCUGAACAUUUUAUUUGGGGCUGGUGACGUAAAGAAAGCCCUGUAUCUGUUUACGUCUGAAAGAAGAAUUUCAUUCAUAUGGCUUGGAAUCUAAAGCUGCCGUUAUAUGUCGCUGUCUUGUUUGUACUAUCCCUUGUUCUCUUAUCAGGUAAUUCAGAAGCUGAAGUCGAACAUGAAGUUGCACAUAAACUUAGAUCUGCUCCGGAUAAGAAUGUAGGAAGCAAGGUCAUCGAUGGCACUGGUCUAGAGAAUUCCCUUGCUUUUGAUGAAACCAAUAGUGUGCUGAGUGAUAGGAAGGGUGGAAGUAGUAAAGUUUCUGUUUCAACAGUUGCAUUAUUUACACUGGCAAUGGCGGCUGCCACCGGUUUAGGUGCUGUACCCUUCUUCUUUGUGGAGCUUGAUCCACAGUGGGCUGGAUUAUGCAACGGAAUGGCAGCAGGUGUCAUGUUGGCUGCAAGUUUUGAUCUUGUACAGGAAGGGCAGGAUCAUGGAGCUGGAAACUGGGUUGUGAUUGGGAUUCUAGCUGGUGGAAUUUUUAUUUGGCUUUGUAAGAAGUAUCUUGAGCAAUAUGGGGAAGUAAGCAUGUUGGAUAUAAAGGGUGCUGAUGCAGCCAAAGUGGUCCUAGUUAUUGGAAUAAUGACACUUCAUUCUUUUGGAGAGGGUUCUGGGGUCGGGGUCUCCUUUGCUGGUUCAAAAGGUUUCUCUCAAGGUCUGUUGGUUACAUUGGCUAUUGCUGUACACAACAUACCAGAGGGAUUAGCUGUGAGCAUGGUGCUAGCAUCAAGGGGUGUCUCCCCACAGAAUGCUAUGUUAUGGAGUGUAAUAACAUCUUUACCUCAGCCAAUUGUAGCAGUUCCUUCAUUUAUGUGUGCUGAUGCAUUCAGUAAGUUCCUGCCUUUCUGUACGGGGUUUGCAGCUGGAUGUAUGAUCUGGAUGGUUGUUGCAGAAGUACUCCCUGAUGCAUUCAAGGAAGCCUCUGCCUCACAGGUUGCGUCAGCAGCAACCCUUUCUGUAGCAUUUAUGGAAGCUCUCAGCACAUUCUUUCAAAAUUUCAGCCAUGACUACAACUCUGAGGACGCUUCUGGCUUCUUUGUUUCAUUACUUUUUGGCCUUGGCCCAUUACUCGGUGGCAUCAUUCUGGUUGCAUUUGCUCUUGCCUUUCAUCUCCGGCAUGCUCUCCUUAUGGGCACGGCUUGUGGGAUUGCUUUUGUUCUUGGUGCUUGGCGACCAGUGCAGCUUAUUUUGUCUACAAAGCUGGGAUUUUUUCCUGUUUUAUUCCUCCUGGCAGUGGGGGCUGCUUUCGUCCAUGUUUCUAGCUCGAGUAUGUUAAAGGUUACAGCUCACAAAAAGACCUCUGCCAGUGACUUACCGACAGUCACCGGGUUCCCAUUAAGCGUUCACACCCUUCAAUCAUUCAUUUCAUGUGGAACAGUUGCUUUUCAUGCUUUGGCUGAAGGACUCGCAUUGGGAGUGGCUGCACCAAAAGCAUAUGGACUUGGCCGUCACAUGGUCCUCCCAGUCUCUCUACACGGACUUCCACGGGGAGCAGCGGUGGCUAGCUGCAUCUUUGGUGCAACUGAUAGUUGGCAUGCCUCGCUUGCAGCAGCUGCCAUAAUUGGAUUCAUGGGCCCAAUAUCAGCAAUUGGGGCUAUUCUUGCCGGUAUUGACUAUAGCGGUCUUGACCAUGUGAUGGUCUUUGCCUGUGGGGGAUUGAUCCCAAGUUUUGUUAAUAUGGUUAAGAGAGCACUAAGUUUAGAAAAAAGUAAAAGCACUUGCGGCCUCAUUAUGGGUAUGGGGUUUGCUAUUUUAUGUCUGACAUUCACUAGGCUGGUUUGCUUGCAUACACCUUACUGCAAUUCUGCACCAGAAGCUGUCAGAUAGGAUGAUUGUGGUGCAUUAUCAUCUAUUGUCGAUGUUCUUAUACAACAGACGUAUUGAUCUCUUUGGGUUGAUCACCCAUGUCCCUUGCUAUGAAGUGUGAAGAGAUCAUGAAUGAGGGAGAGGGUGAUGCUAAGCUCAAAUUGCUUCAAUCCUUUGCAGAUAUUGUAGUUGUGUUUUAGUUUUAUUGACCAACAGAGACUGCAGGGAUUGGUGUGUCAUUUAUACUGGAGCUGGCUUUUUGGGGGCUUUAAAAGAAGCUAACGGGCUAUAUACACACACCUUAUUGAGGCAGAUUUAUUGCAGGCGCUAAAGUUUGUAUUCAAGAAUCUGAUGUUUGUCAUAGUUAGCUUUUACGUUGUAUAUAGCUUUAGAUUUUAUUGAUCUGAACCCAAAUUUGCUACACUAUGAUUAACACAGUAAAAUUCUUGAAAAGUCAGCAGUU
Molecule: messenger RNA, 3161 nt
Organism: Prosopis cineraria
Lineage: Eukaryota; Viridiplantae; Streptophyta; Magnoliopsida; Fabales; Fabaceae
Product: putative zinc transporter At3g08650
Exons: 5
Coding region: 917-2719 (600 amino acids)
Biological process (GO): zinc ion transmembrane transport
Cellular component (GO): membrane
Molecular function (GO): zinc ion transmembrane transporter activity
Source: RefSeq, a predicted model, not a curated record